This is a messenger RNA of Sander lucioperca (pikeperch), 1384 nucleotides long. RefSeq names its product CD8a molecule (gene cd8a). The transcript is spliced from 6 exons. The coding region runs from base 236 to 925 and encodes 229 amino acids. The record is from RefSeq and is a predicted model, not a curated record. NCBI's taxonomy places the organism in Eukaryota, Metazoa, Chordata, Actinopteri, Perciformes, Percidae.
CCAAGAGGCAAAGGUGAAGUGCAGAUCGGUGGGCUCCACUUCAAACAUCUUGCAGACCACGGCCAUGCUUGCAGGAGGUCUCUGCAACACUCUGCUGCAAUGAUCCCAUUUGACACAGCAGAGAAGAAGGUUACAGGUGGGGCGUGGUUUGAUAUCUCACUGAAUUAUCUCCUAGCAGGCUCCAACAAACACCACAAAGACAUGUUUAGCAGCUAUCGUCGUCUGCAACAUUAAAAUGGACCAAAAGUGGAUUCCAAUUCUGGUGAUUCUGGUGUUUUGCCAAAAAAUGACUUCAGGAGCUGGUGAAGACAUAGUUGCAAAGGAAGGGGAGCAGGUUGAAAUCACAUGUAAGCCUCAUGACAUGGGCAGCAUGGUCAUCUGGUUUCGAGUUCUGGACACAUCUGGCAUGGAAUUCAUUGCAUCUUUCAGCAGCAUUGGUCUCACAAAGUCAACCGCAGCCUCCUUCCCUUCUACCUUCAGUAAUUCAAAGAUUCAGCAAAAUAUCCUAAUACUGAAGUCAUUCAACAAAGCUCAGGACAGCGGCGUUUACUGCUGUGCGGCUCUCAAAAACAAUGGACUGAAAUUCGGCAUAACAACCCGACUGGUCGGAGAAAAAGGUAAAGUCGCAGUAGUGGAAACAACACAGGCUGCCGCCACCACCACCACGGAACAAAAUCUAUGCACAACUGCUGCAUGUGUUUGUGACAAAAACAAGAAGAAGCUAGGGGAAACCAGUCCUCAAAUGUUUUGUACUCCAAUCAUACUGGGCCCACUGGCCGGCGGCUGUGGCCUUCUUCUUCUACUCCUCAUCAUCUCCACUGUGUACUGCAACCAUAUAAGGACACGGAGAUGCCCACACCAUUACAAACGAAAACCACGGUCGGGGGAUCUUGAAAAACUAAAACUGGACAAACGACAAGUUUAAUCCAAAUGGUGUGUGUAAUUUCAUGGACACUGCUUUAAAUGGCAAUUAUAUUACAGGCUUGUGUUACUGUUGCAGAAAUCAUUUUUUCAUCAUUUAUUCAGUUUAAUCCCAUUUCUGGGGAACAUGUUGCUGCCAACUUAAAAAAGUUCUUCAUGUGAAGUGUUUAAAAUCUUAUAAAAGAUCUUCAAAGCUCUUCGCCAACAUCUCUAGUUUGAACGUUGUUGUUUUACGGCUGAUAACGCUGCGCUGUCACAUUACGAUUGAACUCUUCUAAUGAAAUAACAUGAAAUGAAGUAAGCACUCAUUUACAUGUAUGCAUACAUCAUGCAAACAAUUGUAUAUAAUUAAUUUUGCUUUUAUGUAGAGCCAAAGCCAAUUUUACACUGACUUUUUCAGCAGUCUCCCUACAUAGAUUUUUGACCGUAAUAACUGUACAGUCCUUUAGAUUUUGUGACAUUU